AAGUUGAUAAUUCCCCCUUCUGAAGUCGUAAUAACGAGCUCGUCGUAUUCAAGUUUCAAAAUGGGAGAGCGUUCAUGUGCAAUUUUUAAUUAGAAAACUUGUAUUUACGAUAAUUCCGAGAGCACGUGAAGGCAGCAUUAGUCUCCUUGCUGUCAGUCAGGAGUCUUGAUCCUCCCCACAGACACGUCACUAGUCUGACAGUCUGACAGUAAGCGGAUUGAAUCUGUUCAGUCAGCAAAACUACCUAAAGAAGACACAACCAUCCAUGUUAUCAAUCAUACACCUGUAUUUGAUUGCAUAACGUUACGCUUUCCUAUUAAGCCACGAUGUUUGCCAUAUUUACUAAGAUAAAGGACCGCAUUGAGGCUUUUUUGAACGAGAAGAAUUUAGUCACUGACUGUCUUAAUAAAAUCGAAGAAAAAACAGGCAUCAAGAAACGUUACUUAGUGCUCGGUGCUGCAGGUGUGACUGGAGCAUAUUUAUUAUUCGGAUACGGCGCUUCUCUGCUCUGUAAUCUGAUUGGUUUUGUUUAUCCCGCAUAUUUCUCUAUCAAAGCCAUAGAAAGUCCUGGAAAGGAAGAUGACACACAAUGGCUGACGUAUUGGGUAAUCUAUGGCUUCUUCAGUGUGGGUGAAUUCUUCUCUGACAUAUUUCUCUACUGGUUUCCUUUCUACUAUGUAUGUAAGUGCCUGUUCCUGUUAUGGUGCAUGGCUCCGGUCUCCUGGAAUGGUUCUCAGAUUCUGUACAGGCGUGUGGUGCGGCCACUUUUCCUGAAGCAUGAAGCCACAGUAGACGGGAUGGUCAACGAUAUAAGCGGGAAGGCCAUGACAGCAGCUGAGAGCGUCACUAGAGAGGUCCUUCACACUCUGGUGAGAAACCGGACUAUUAGCCCAGCUGAUCCUGAAGCCAAAAGACUGCCCACUUCUGCUCCUGUAUGUCAUCCUAUAGCUAAUAAACCAACAUUUGCCAAAACACAAGUUUUUCCAUUCUUUGGUUUUCUACACAGUAAUCUCUCUCUCUAUACACUAUCUCAUUGCAUGUCUCUGAGUGUAGACUGAACCCACUGUUGAUUAAAAGAAAUACAGAUGGCUAGAAUGGUCUGAGGAGGCAAAACAUGCAAGAGAUGCAGAAUCAUGUUGAAGACUUGACUUGACAAGACAGCAGUAUAUAGUCUUAAUAUAAAGGCCUCAGUGUAAACUGUAAUUCAUCUUGAUCUGCAUGAUUUUCAGGCACUCAUUGUCAGGAGUGCUUGGACUUUAUAGUUUAAUAAUCUGGUAUAUUUCUUUAUAUUUCUAAACUGUAAAUGUCCUGAACACAUUUAUGUCAGUUAUUUUUUUGCUCACUGUUCAUAUAAAUUUCUACUAAAAGUCUUUGGCAGUUACAGUAAAUGUAUAAAUGUAUACAAUUCAACAGAAAUGUUUGUAUUUACAGUAUUGUAGCAAUAAUUUAUGUUGUAUUUAUGGCAUUUGUCAGGGAUUUUGUAAACUUAAUAUUAUUAUAUAAAAAAGCAAGUCUUCAAACUUUCAGUAAAUUUUGUUUUGUAUUCUACAUUUGAAAAGACAGAAUUGUGGGAAUGAUUUUUUUUCUUGUGUACCACUGACUUCAUCAAAUUAAAACCUAAAACUGAAUGAAAUAUGUCCAACUAGGUUUUGAGAUUAACAGGUUAACUCAAAUACUUGUCAAAUGUGCAAUAAUAAAAUAGAA
Molecule: messenger RNA, 1704 nt
Organism: Megalobrama amblycephala (Wuchang bream)
Lineage: Eukaryota; Metazoa; Chordata; Actinopteri; Cypriniformes; Xenocyprididae
Gene: reep6
Product: receptor accessory protein 6
Exons: 6
Coding region: 327-1058 (243 amino acids)
Source: RefSeq, a predicted model, not a curated record